Clunio marinus is the source of this 294-nucleotide messenger RNA. Lineage: Eukaryota; Metazoa; Arthropoda; Insecta; Diptera; Chironomidae. The record is from the annotation of a GenBank genome assembly.
AUGGCCUUCAAAGGGGAAGCGAUAGUUAAAAAAAGAAAUGUACUUCAUUUGAAGGUUGAACUUAAUGCAAUGGAAUUUAAAAUUCAUGAUGAUAACAAGGUAAAAAGGAGAAUCUCGCGAAGGAUGUUUAAUGUUUCGAGUCGAGGUCGGAGUUAUUGGAAUGAUUCCAUUGAAAUGGGUGGUGGUAGUGAUGGUUGUGGUGACUUUUAUGACAAAACUGCACACAAAGAGAGAUUUGCAAUCUUUGUAAUCAGUCAAAUUGAAUUUAAUUUACAUACCUCUAGGUCUAAGUAA